AUGGCGAGGUCAGCGCGAGCAAAAUGUGGGUUCCGGAGACUCCUGGCUGUUCUUCUCCUGUUCAUUCUAGGGCAGACCUGGAUCAUCCUUAUGUCCCUUCCACAAUCCUUCCGUCAGAUAGCGAUGGAAAACGCAGCUCUGGCACAGAGACAUAGUGAAAUGACAUAUAAACGAGACGUCACUGAGGAGGAAAUAUACACGUCAAAACUGGACCAAACUCUGCAAAGCAUCCUUACCCGUCACCGGAACUCAGACGACAUCAAACAUUUCCCGUACAAUAUCUCCGCUGGAGACACUUUAUCCAUCCGGCGUCCAGUUCCUGAUACUAGGCAUGCCGAAUGUCAACGCAUCACUUAUACCAUAGAUACCCUACUUACGGUGUCUGUUGUAGUGAUCUUCCACAACGAGGCUCUGUCUACUUUGCUCCGGACUGUCCAUAGCGUUAUAGAUAGGUCCCCCGAGAAAAUCCUCAAGGAAGUGAUACUCGUGGACGACGCCAGCACUAUGACGUACCUUAAGAACGAUCUGGACAUGUAUCUAUCCUUGGUACCCAAAGCCAGAGUGAUAAGGAACCGUCACAGGGACGGACUGGUCAGAUCAAGGAUGACCGGAGCUCGGAAUGCCAGUGGUGACGUGUUGGUAUUCUUUGAUGCACACAUGGAGUGUAACACGCGCUGGUUGGAGCCACUUCUAUACACGCUCCAGGAGGAACCGACAGCUAUCUUACAGCCUGUGGUUGACGUGAUAGCCGCUAAGACGAUGGAAUAUUACGCCUACAACAGAGGACCAAGGUUCCGUGGGGGAUUCGGCUGGGAUCUAAGGUACUCUUGGUUUAUGAUGCCAGAAUACUUGGAGUUGGGCAUAACAUCAAAGACUACUCCCUUCAUAACUCCCGUCCUCGUGGGAAACGCCAUUGCUGUACGGAGUGAUCACUUUCUUAAGAUUGGUGGCUUUGACGAGGGGCUGGAUAUAUGGGGAGGGGAACACUUCGACUUGUCCUUUAAAAACUGGAUGUGUGCAGGGAGAGUGUUGACUGUUCCAUGCUCCAAAGUCGGACAUCUUUUCAAGGAGGGCCAUAGUUACAGUUUCGAAGGAGACCGCUUCAUGAUUAUUCGAAAGAACCUGAUGAGAGUAGCGGAAAUAUGGAUGGACGAGUAUAAAGAUAUUUUCUACAAAGUAAGCGGUGGACGGAAUGCUAAUUUCCCAGUGCUGGACCUGAAAUCCCUGAAAAAACAAAAGGAUUUCAUUAAGUCUUUGAACUGUAAACCAUUUCGAUGGUACCUUAAGACGGUCCUUCCGGAACAGAAGGUGCCCCCUACUGACGCCGCUUUCUAUGGGGAGAUAACCAAUGUCAAGACAUCGGCAUGCUUUACGGUCUUGGAUGACAAUUUCAUAGGCAUCACUUUUGAUUGUUUUAAGUAUAGAAUUCUGCCUUUUAAUUCGUUUACUUUUACAAAGAACGGUGAAUUCAAAUACAACGAUAAAUGUAUCUUUGUCGAUAGCCAGAACCUGUUUCUGAAAGUAGACGCAUGUGAUGGAAAACCAGGUUUACUAGCCGGAAGGUGGUUGUUCCAAACCGAUAAUCCUGCCACGUUAUCGGGAAAUCUGAAAUUCGAGGUAAUGGCUGGAGUUCAUAUGCUUUGUGUGAGACACGUGACAGCUGUCGUACCCAACGUCCAUUUUAGAGAACAGAUGGUGCAAGCUGUAGAAUGCAAUAGUAGUUCGAACUCCGGAGCGCUCUACCAAAAUUGGGCUUUUAUGUAUAAACUUGCAUGA
Ylistrum balloti is the source of this 1776-nucleotide messenger RNA. Its product is annotated as inactive polypeptide N-acetylgalactosaminyltransferase-like protein 5. NCBI's taxonomy places the organism in Eukaryota, Metazoa, Mollusca, Bivalvia, Pectinida, Pectinidae. Bases 1 to 1776 code for a protein of 591 amino acids. Gene Ontology annotation, cellular component: Golgi apparatus. The transcript has 3 exons. The record is from RefSeq and is a predicted model, not a curated record.